AUAUUCUGUAACACGUCCAUGCUUUCUGUUUGCUUAAAUGAGUCAUACCUAAUUUAUCGUCAAUUCAGAUUGAAAUGAAAUCAAGGAAGUUGAAUAAUAUUCAUAUCACAAAAUUUAAGAGAACAAGGUACACUGCGGAUGGAUAUAGGACACGACUGCAGACAUGUCUUGGUUAACAUCAACAGAGAUUGGUAGCAUUAAAGCCCAGCUGAAGAUAGAUGAAGGUUUUGAUAAUAAGAUCUAUUUGGACAGUCUAGGUCUCAGGACUUUCGGUAUUGGUCACCUUCUGAAGGAAAGCGAUCCGGAGUACAAACUACCAGUCGGCACAGUCAUUUCACAGGAAAGAAUUGACAGUGCAUUUGCAGACGACUUCAAUGAAGCAGCGGCGACAGCUAAAGCUAUUUAUCCAGAAUGCGAGACAUGGCCGAGCGAAGUGAAGGAAAUCAUGGUGAAUAUGGCGUUUAAUAUGGGAGGGAAACUGAGACAAUUCAAGAACUUGGCCAAAGCUCUCAAGGACAGGGACUGGAAUACGGCCGCUGAUGAAAUGAAAGACAGUAAAUGGUACGGUCAAGUUAAGAGCAGAGGAGAAAGGUUGGUGGCUAGAAUGAGAGCAGUAAAGGAAAAUUAGACCAUGUGAAAUAUAUGGUUGACAUGUAAACUUGUCUGGUUUAAUGAUAUUAUAUAAUCUAUAACAUUACGGGAUUGAAGAAUAACCAUUGCAGAAACUCUACAAUAGUAGUCAGUUCCGCUACUGAAUGUUAUAAACGUAAACUGAGAAAUGACAAUUUAACAUGUAAAGCAACACUGAAACAGAAACGUCACUAAACCAUUCAAUAAAGUUUGUAAGGUUAUAAUCAGCAGUGAUAAAUAUAUGUAAGACAUAAAAACCGUGCACAUAUAACUUAAUCUAUUAUUAAAUCUAUAUUUAUGGCUGGUUUUAACACAGUCGCAUGCAUUGCAUGGUUAAUAGUGUAGAGCGAAAUACGUGCAGCUUGAAAAUAAGCGACAUAUACCAAACAAAAAUAUCGGUUAUAAAUAUAUAGAAUCCCAUGUAUCUCUUGGGGACCACGAACCGAAAAUUUUAUGAAAUUUUAUGACGUCACGAAAAAAAGUUGCUUUCGUGUCUAUCAUAUAAAACUAUUAAUUUCUAUCGAUGUUUUUAUUUGCAAUGCUAUGGUAUUAUUUAUGUUAUUUUCGAUAUUGUUAUGAUAAGUUUUGACUUGAAAUAUAUUUUUUCAUCAUU
Mercenaria mercenaria is the source of this 1243-nucleotide messenger RNA. Its product is annotated as probable T4-type lysozyme 2. Gene Ontology annotation, biological process: cell wall macromolecule catabolic process; peptidoglycan catabolic process. The transcript is spliced from 2 exons. The record is from RefSeq and is a predicted model, not a curated record. Gene Ontology annotation, molecular function: lysozyme activity. Bases 164 to 628 code for a protein of 154 amino acids. NCBI's taxonomy places the organism in Eukaryota, Metazoa, Mollusca, Bivalvia, Venerida, Veneridae.